AUGGAGGCUCUCCACACUGCCAUCGACAACUUCAACGCCUACGUUGGAAAGUCGACCUUUGGCAGGAUCUUUCGCCUCGACGGCUCUGGACAUGACGAUGAGAUCAAGCACACCCGGUUUACCACUGAAGUUCGAGCUGGCCUCACAUCCUUCUUUACCAUGGCGUACAUCAUCGCCGUCAACGCCACCGUUCUCUCCGAUACCGGCGGAAACUGCGUAUGUAACGACGCUGCCGAUAAGCUGUGUAUGAAGAACAGCGAGUAUCUCAUCUGCAAGCAAGGCACGAGCAAUCCUGCACAUGGAGCCCCAGACACAACUAACCCGCGCCCAGAUCUCCACCGCAGUCUCAUUACCGCGACAGCAGCUGUAGCCGGCUUCAGUUCCUUUUUGUUUGGCUUCUUGACCAACAUGCCAGUGUGUCUCGCCCCGGGAAUGGGACUCAACGCCUACUUUGCCUACCAAAUCGUCGGUUUCCACGGGAGCGGCCUCAUCAGCUACAAUCUCGCACUGACUGCCGUCUUCGUCGAGGGCUUCAUCUUCAUCUUCUUGUCUUUGAUUGGAAUGCGACAAUGGCUCGUCAAGAUCAUUCCCGUGUCGCUUAAAAUUGCCGCUGCUUGCGGCAUUGGACUGUUUCUGGCCGAGGUUGGUCUUAGUAGCAAUGCUGGCAUUGGAGCCAUCUCUGGAGCCAAGAGUACGCCACUUGAUAUUGCUGGAUGUCCGGAUCAAUACAAGGAUGAUUAUGGUGCUUGCACAAGCCACAAGAUGACUUCUCCGACAAUGUGGCUUGGUAUCAUGGCAGGCGGCAUUUUGACGGCAUACUUAAUGUCAUACAAAGUCAAAAGUGCCAUGAUGUUGGCUAUCCUUCUCGUGUCCAUCAUCUCAUGGCCACGAGACACGCCAGUGACGUACUUUCCAAGAACCGAGAUCGGCGACGAUCGUUUCAGCUUUUUCAAAAAGGUAGCCGAGUUCCACCAUAUUGACCGGACCCUGAACGUGCUGGAUUGGAACAUAGCUGGCAAAUCGGGCCACUUCGCACUCGCUCUCUUCACCUUUCUCUACGUGGACAUUAUCGACUGCACGGCUACACUCUACUCGAUGGCGCGCCUUUCUGGCGUCGUAGAUCCAGACACUGGAGACUUCCCCAGGUCGACGCUCGCCUAUUGUACAGACGCUUUCUGCAUCUCCAUGGGCGCACUUUUUGGCUGUUCGCCCGUGACGGCCUUUAUCGAGAGCGGCGCCGGUAUUGCCGAAGGAGGAAAGACAGGCUUGACAGCCAUGACCUGUGGGGUCUGCUUCCUCCUGUCCAUGUUCUUUGCGCCGAUUUUUGCGUCGAUUCCACCAUGGGCUACUGGAUGCACCCUGAUCCUGGUUGGCUGUCUCAUGAUGCGUCAAAUCUCGUCGAUCAAUUGGCGGUACAUUGGUGACGCCAUCCCGGCCUUUGUUACUGUCAUGUUCAUCCCCUUUGGCUAUAGCGCGGCCUAUGGUCUCAUUGCGGGUCUCAUGGUUUACACGACGCUCAACGGCAUGAUCUACCUCACUAAAAUCAUUUCCGGAGGCUAUAUUGUUCCUGAUGACGAAGAUAACCGGGAAUACUGGACUAUAAAACCUCCAGGCCGCCUCCCCUGGUUCGUCUCUGCAGGUCAAACAUUGGCAAACCGUGUGCGGGGAAAACCGCCUUCACAAGAAGAUGUUGUGCUCAGCGACCGCAGCGUAGACUCAGACUGGAAAUACCGCCAGCGCAUUGGCUCGAAUGGAUCGCAUCGCGAGCUUGACACUGUCAUUAUACAAACGCUACCCGCCGACCCUCGGCACGAGAAGGUGUUUGCUAAGAUGGGGGAGCAUGAAACGAGGAGAUGA
Molecule: messenger RNA, 1857 nt
Organism: Exserohilum turcica Et28A
Lineage: Eukaryota; Fungi; Ascomycota; Dothideomycetes; Pleosporales; Pleosporaceae
Exons: 7
Coding region: 1-1857 (618 amino acids)
Biological process (GO): transmembrane transport
Cellular component (GO): plasma membrane
Molecular function (GO): purine nucleobase transmembrane transporter activity
Source: RefSeq, a predicted model, not a curated record